This is a messenger RNA of Nothoprocta perdicaria, 1745 nucleotides long. RefSeq names its product DnaJ heat shock protein family (Hsp40) member C15 (gene DNAJC15). Gene Ontology annotation, cellular component: PAM complex, Tim23 associated import motor. NCBI's taxonomy places the organism in Eukaryota, Metazoa, Chordata, Aves, Tinamiformes, Tinamidae. Gene Ontology annotation, biological process: protein import into mitochondrial matrix. Gene Ontology annotation, molecular function: ATPase activator activity. The coding region runs from base 82 to 528 and encodes 148 amino acids. The record is from RefSeq and is a predicted model, not a curated record. The transcript is spliced from 6 exons.
UUCCGUCCUUCUAAGCCUCUUGUCCCUCCGGACGACCUGUAGCGCUCGCUCCGCCGGCUUUCGCAGUCGCGCGGCGGCGGCAUGGAGGGAGCCGGGGCCUCCUCGGAGGGCCUGCGCUACGCCGAGUACGCGAGGGCCCCUACGGGCGCCGGCAGGGGCCAAGCCGAGCUGGACCGCGGGCUGGCCAGAACUAUGAUAGCAGUUGGACUUGGUAUUGCAACUGUUGCAUUUGCAGGCCGUUAUGCAUUCCACCUCUGGAAACCAUUGGAGCAAACCAUCACAGAGACAGCAAAGAGGAUUUCAACUUCUAGUCUUUCAUCCUACUAUAAAGGAGGAUUUGAACAGAAAAUGAGUAGGCGAGAAGCUAGUCUUAUUUUAGGUGUAAGUCCAUCUGCUGGCAAGACCAAAAUCAGAACAGCCCACAGAAAAAUCAUGAUUUUGAAUCAUCCUGAUAAAGGUGGAUCACCUUAUUUAGCAACAAAAAUAAAUGAAGCAAAAGACCUGUUAGAAUCUAGUGCCAAAAAUUGAAAUGUUAGGCCUUGGAUCAUAAGAAUGGCUUAAAAAAAAAAAAAAAAAAAAGGAAAAAAAAAAGAGAAGAGAAACAGCUUUUUACACAUCUUACUGUGGAAGAUCGAGUGGAUGCAACAGCUCUCAUAUCUGCUUGUUCUGCAUAGCUGCUGAAAACUGCAGGGACUGUUUUUAUUUAUUGUCAUAAUUAAAGAUUAAAACAACUUAAAAGCCAAUUGAAAUAUUUCUAGUGUGAUGUGUCAGUUUUAGUGUAUCUGUACUAAAUUGCAUGUGUGUGUAUAUGGUUUUAUUUUUUUUAAAGCAGUGGAUUCUUUCAUGUAACUUCUGGAAUACUUAAAAACCGAAAUAGUAAUAGUCUUAUUUAUAGGCUUUUCAUUCACUGAUGAAGACUCCAGCAGUGUCAGAAAAUCAGUGAGUUGAAAGUAUGGCAGAACCAUAAGGGGAAACUUCAGCAUCAGCUACAUUGGAAUGUUCAUUUGUGAAAUAGUGGGGUUUGUUCAUGAUGUGGUUGUGGAGGUGCAAUGUGGAACAAAAAAGGGCUAGUGAGACUACAGGCUUCUGUUUCCUGAAGCUCUGCAAAUGGAACUGAGUGGUAUAAAGGAAGAAUUUUCUUUUUUCCUCCUAGAUCUUUGAAAUUGUCAAGUAAUUAUGUGGAAUGUUUUUUUAUUUUCCUUGAAGUCACUCUGUAGAAGUCAGGAUGAUACAGGGGUUUUCAUGCCUGUAGAAAUGAAGAAGGUAGGUCCACAUGGCAUGGAGUCAGAUGAAUAUAUUUUGUAGGACGUUGAUGUCGAGAUUGUUCUAGUCAUGUCAGACUGAAAUAAGCUUGAUACAGCAGGGAGCAAACAUGGCUGGACCCCUACUGAUAUUUGCCUUGGUUAUUAUUCUCUCUAGAUUUACUUAUCCUUUCUCUGCCCCGUUUCCCAAAGCAUCAUACCUGCCUGCUCGUGUAGCAACCUGGUUUUGGCUUCUGGGAAUCAUGAGGUCUUGCAUCCCUAGCAGUUGUGUCUCGAUGCCAUUCGAAGCACUAACUACUGCAAAUUCCAACCAGGAAUCUGGUUACAGAUGAGUUAACUCAGAGGAUGAUGAGUCUAGUGUAUUCUGGGUAAGAUAAGAAAACUUUCUGGUAUUCAGUCAAAAUAAUGACAUUUUAGGUACAACGAGUCUUUAAAGAGCUGUUAGUAGAAAACUUAAAUUGCUUACUUUCUAGGCUAUUUAGC